Molecule: messenger RNA, 699 nt
Organism: Coccomyxa subellipsoidea C-169
Lineage: Eukaryota; Viridiplantae; Chlorophyta; Trebouxiophyceae; Coccomyxaceae
Exons: 5
Coding region: 1-699 (232 amino acids)
Source: RefSeq, a predicted model, not a curated record
AUGAUCUCUUUCGAUGAGGGAGAGCUGCUCGAGAGGCUCAAGGACGUGAAGGACAGCGUAGAUCAGGCGGCAAUUUUGAGGGAGUGGGAGCAGAACCUGGGUCAGAUAACGCCACCCAGCGAGAGGCAGCCCCUUCCUCACAGCACAGCAGAGCGGCCCACAGUCAGGCCAAAGGCAGAGCCUGCGGCGCAGCGCUCGAACGGUGCUGCCUCUCGGCGGAGGGCAGACAAUGGUCCCGGCAGCAGGGAGCAGGAAGAGGUAGAGGUGCCCUUCGAUGGCCGCCACAUCCUGGAGCUCCAUGGCCUUAGCUCUGCAGACACUGCCAAUCAGCUGGAAACCUUCUUGGUAUCCAUCAGCAGCGGCCCUAUUGACCCUGUUGUCAGGUGGGUGAAUGAUAAGACGGCGCUGGCUGUGUUCAGCAACCCAGCUGCUGCCCAGGCUACCCUGCAAGCUGGCAACAGCCGCUACAGCAUGCGGCCUUUCAGCGAGGCAUGCGAUGCGUCCAAGGCGACGCCGGCGGCAGAGCUGCAGCCGCCGCGGCCGCGUCCCAAAACGUCGACCGUCGUUGCAAACCGCUUGAUCAGCCUGGCCCUGAAUGCUCCCAGAGUAGCAGAGCAGGAGUUGCGACAGCAGCAGCACAAUAAAAAGGAGCUCAAGCGCGAGCGGCAGAAGCAGGUGGAUGCUUCUUGGGACAGCUAG